AAGGAGCAUCAGGUGGAGGAGGCAGGGACCUGGACGAUGUCUCAAUUUCUGCUAUGUCUGGGGCUGUUGCUCUGCAUCACGGGGCUCCGAGCUGGAGGUGAGGAAGAAGAGCAGUGCCUUCUGGAAGGCAAGAACCUGACCGUGACUUGUCCUUACAACAUUAUGAAAUACCCAUUCAACCUGAAGGCCUGGCAGCGGGUCAGAAGCACGGGCUCUCCGGAGACCCUGGUGCUCACAAACACCAGAAAUAGAGACUUCAAUCUGGCCCAGGCUGGGAGGUACUUCCUGGAGGAUUAUCCCACUGAAGCUGUUGUCAAGGUUACGAUGACUGGACUGCAGAAGCAGGACGUGGGGCUCUACCAGUGUGUGAUCUACCUCUCUCCUGACAAUGGUGUGGUCCUGCACAAUCGGAUUCGGCUGGUACAGUGCCAAGGCCAGUCGUUGAUGGUGAUCGUUCUGACAUGUGGCUUCAUCCUGAACAAGGGCCUGGUGUUCUCUGUCCUGUUUGUCCUUCUCUGCAAGGCUGGGCCUAAGGUAUCACAACCUCCCAAGGUGUCUGAAGUACAGAGAGCCUCUGAGAAACAGUAGCCUUCUUCCUACAAGCUUUGAGCAUGCCUUCCCUCAUCUAUUAGCAGCAUACCAUAUGUUGGGGGCAACUGGAGCCUCCCUACACUACCUUUGUAAGCUCUGCUCAGCCAGAGGACAGCCCUGAGGAGGUAGAAGAAGCUUCGUGAGACAUCAGUGGAGACUGUGAAACUGCAAGUGAUUUGGGCCUUUGGUGGAGCAUUCAAGUGGGACUUACCUGGAGUUCUCCUCAGAACCAUGUCUCCAUUCCCCUCCUGCUAGCCAGGCCAGAUUUUUGGCAAAGAGAAAGCCAGAUUAGUUUACAGUGUUAAGAAUAGAUUGAUAUUGCUCAGUUGUUGUGCCAUGAAGCUUAUUAAACAAUAUCACAGUCCAGUCUCAAUUAUUUAGGUGUUAGCCAAGUUAAGAGGGAAACUGCGACAUAAACAAUUUUAAAACAACCACUAACACUAUGUGGCUAAAACUGUCAAGCUUUGCGGCUCGAUGUGGCUGGAACACAGGCUCUCUCAUUCAAUUACAUCUGCAUCAAGUUUCCAUUGUUAAUGGUUUUCAUCAUUGACUAACCUUUUUAAAAAAUUCACAAGUUGGGAGCUUAGUUAGGUGGAGUCUCACCCUGAGGUCACCACUCCCUUUAUCUCACUUAGUGUCAGGCUUUUCUUUACAUCUUUGUUUGGUUUGGUUGUUUUCAAUGUAAGGUUUCUCUGUGUAGCUCUGGCUAUCCUAGAACUGGCUCUGUAGAUCAGAAUGGCCUCAAACUCAGAGGUCUGCCUGGCUCUGGUGCCCAAGUCCUGGGACUUAAGGAAUGACCCACCACACCUGGAUUUCUUUAAACUGUUUACCUUCUUAAGCACUGAACUUAGCUCAGUCAUACUUGUUGAUGCUCCUUUUU
Acomys russatus (golden spiny mouse) is the source of this 1471-nucleotide messenger RNA. RefSeq names its product triggering receptor expressed on myeloid cells 3-like. The record is from RefSeq and is a predicted model, not a curated record. The transcript has 4 exons. Gene Ontology annotation, biological process: cytokine production involved in immune response; neutrophil chemotaxis; neutrophil-mediated killing of gram-negative bacterium. The coding region runs from base 37 to 588 and encodes 183 amino acids. Lineage: Eukaryota; Metazoa; Chordata; Mammalia; Rodentia; Muridae.